CAACUUCAAUAUUUUUAGGAAUCCCACUUCUGAAACAGCUUCUCAACAAAUCAAGCACGAUGGGUACAAGUACAAAUUUUGAACUAAAAUUAGUUGGGCUCCUUUAUUAAGGAGACCCUCCAAAAAUGGGCGUAUGCCACUGAUUGCUACAAACACACGGUAUUCUUUAGUAAAAGGCGAAAGAAUAGUUCGCUCUGUGUUUAUAGCGUGGCUGCGUGAGGAUUGAAGGAAUCAAGUUACCCAAUUUAUAGAUUCUAUAGCGGUAACUCCUCCUAACGUCCUCGGUGUGGGAUAUUUCCAAUUUCUUUCCAAGCCAUCAAAUUAAAGCUUUUUGUAGCUCUUGAAUUCUUAGCCCAGACUUCGACGCCUCGUCCUCUCUCCCAGGGGCUGCUCUUUACACAGACGAAACAAAUAUCCUCUUUUUCCGUUAUGUUCAGUUGGGAUUCCUUAGGAACAUCAAAACAUGUUUCUAAAGCUUACACUUUUUCUAGUGCAGGUGAAGCUUCAAUUUAUCUUUAGUUUGUGAGUCACGCGCCACUUGAUCGAUGAAAUGCCACAUAUGAGGUGAACGAAAGUAUGAUUAUAAUGUGACGGUGAACUGUAUAGGGAAGAACCCAGUUUUUGGUGGUUCAGUGGAAGAGAGUUCCAUAGAAAUGUUAUUGGUGUGAAGUUUUGUUAGGCGAUGGCAAUGAGAGCUGUGAGAAACCUUUUCUGUGGAUCAAGGGUUUUGUCAGCCAGGCCGAAUGCUGUGAUCAGAAUGAAUUCCAUUUCGUACCACUGCUUGGAGGAACCGAAGUUGGAGUCUUUUUCGUCUGAUUGGUAUGAAAAAGCCUUCUCAAAGCUAACAAUGUUAUCCCACUCGCUGAAUAAUGUGGAUGUCGUUAACGGUAGGACUGUUAAUGUUAUUGAUGAAUCGAUAAUUGAAGAUGACAUUUUGCUAGAAAACAUGCAUCUUUUCAAGUCUCUAGCAAGAGACUUUAUUGGGUGUCCUUUGGUUCAAGAAAUCACGAGGAAAAAUAUUAUUAUGUCUUUAGGGAGCAAUGCAAAAGGGAACCAGCAGCUUCAUUGUUUUAAUAAAGCUGGUGAGAGAGAACCAAUGACUGUGGAUUCACUCACAAAGGUUUCUGAGUUCUUGAAUGUUUCAGCCCAACAAAGGAAGGUAGUCAGGGCAACGAUAUGUCCCCAGGUAACUCAACAUGAGAUAUGGACUGGUGCGCUUGAGGUGAUACUAAAUAAGUUGAAAUCUGAGAUGGAGUAAUUAGAUUCUACGUUCCCUAGUAAAGAAACUAAAAUGGCAAAGCAAAUUGUUUUGAGCUGUCUGAAGGUUUUGGACAUUGUGAUUUCUUACAACCCCGAUUCCAGUUCAUGGAUGUGAGUUGCACCCACAAGAGAUGCUAAUUCACCUCCCACUUCACACAAAUGGGAAGACAUUCUUGAGAUGUUCAUUGAUCUUGCUGACUGCUUGAGUGAGGUAACAAAAUUAUCUCUAGAGGUUAGGAAUAUAGAGGCCAUGAAAGAAGGUCUCUAUCAGAUAAGGGAUAUUCUGAUAGAUAAAAACAUUGGAUGCAGGGAAAACCGCCAUCAAGAAAGCUUAGUACAAAAGAUAUUAACCAAGAGACUGGGCCACUCAUCUCGGUGCUUAUUUACACUUCUCACGUAUUAUCUUUAUGGUAGCGUAAGCGAUAUUGAAGUAGAAGUUCGUGGAGGACUAUAUGCUGUUGGUCAUGGGGAUAAGUUCCGCCUGUGCAUGGGGAAAAUAUUGACAUCAUAUGAAGAGAAAAUGCUUUUGAGAGGAGUGAAGCAGCUUGAUCGGGCCCUGGGGUUGUUUAAGUUUAUAUGGGAAACAGCCGGAGUGAAAGGAGAUCUUGAACAGCAAGGCCAUUUAUGGUGCAUUGGCACUCAUAGCAGAUCACUCACAUAUAGAGGGACUACAUUCUUGUUGCAUGGGAUUGAUUGUUUUCAUUAAGAAGGUUUACCACAGGGGAAGACACUUGAAUUUCUGUUCUUGAUCAUUGCUGCAGCAGCAGUUUAUUGUGCAUUUUUUUUUCAAAAUAAGGAAAUUAGUUUGGCACGUCAAUGGGUGUCUGUUCAAGUGGCAAUAUAGGAACCAGAUUCUAAGAAGAG
This is a messenger RNA of Cuscuta epithymum, 2124 nucleotides long. The record is from the annotation of a GenBank genome assembly. NCBI's taxonomy places the organism in Eukaryota, Viridiplantae, Streptophyta, Magnoliopsida, Solanales, Convolvulaceae.